This is a messenger RNA of Solanum pennellii, 663 nucleotides long. RefSeq names its product zinc finger MYM-type protein 5-like. Bases 1 to 663 code for a protein of 220 amino acids. Lineage: Eukaryota; Viridiplantae; Streptophyta; Magnoliopsida; Solanales; Solanaceae. The record is from RefSeq and is a predicted model, not a curated record. The transcript has a single exon.
AUGGAUAAGUAUGUCACAAGAUCAAAAAUUGGGUAUCCAUGUUCUAGCUCUACCAAUCCAUCUACUGCUUCAACCAUAGCUCCGAAAAUUCAAAAGAAAAUAUUUAUUUCAGAUGUUGAUUUAGAAUCUCUUGAAGCUGAUCCGGGAAUUAGAAAGCCCAUUGCAGAGUAUAAUCCUAAUAUACGUGAUGAUAUUAGGAGAUAUUAUAUUCAUAAAAAGCCUUGCCAACCUAAGGAUCAUAAAUUUCCUAAAACUAAGUUUGGGAAGGAAAUGCAGCAGUUCUUUCCUAAUUGGUUUAAGGAUCGUAAGUGGUUGGAGUAUAGCAUAACAAAAGAUGUUGCAUUCUGUUUGUGUUGCUACUUGUUUAAAAAUGAAUAUGAAAGUCGUGGAGAUGUGGUUUAUGCUGCUUUUACGAAGACCGGCUUUAGAGCUUGGAACAAAGCUACAGAAAGAUUUAGAGCUCAUGUUGGAGAUGUAAAUAGCAUCCACUACAAGUGUUUCAACAAGAUGCUUGAUUUGAUGAAUGAAUCACAAUCAAUACGCACUUCAUUUGAUAAAAAAUCCAAGAAAGAAAAAAGUGAGUCUGGACGUCGUUUGAGUGCUUCAGUUGAUGUGACAAGAUUUCUCUUGAAAUUAGGAUUAUCAUUUCGUGGACAUGAUUAG